GUGGACCGCACGGAGCGUGAAGUCGGCAUCCGGCCUCCUGCAUCGGAAGUGAGCGGUGUGCGCCGGAAGCAGCUUCAGCGGCAACCGCGUGGAGGAGCAGGCAGCAUGGGGCAGUCGGGGCGGUCCCGGCACCAGAGGCGCGCGCGCGCCCAGGCCCAGCUCCGCAACCUCGAGGCCUACGCCGCCCAGCCGCACUCGUUCGUGUUCACGCGAGGCCGGGCGGGUCGCAGUGUCCAGCAGCUCAGCCUGGAUGUGCGGCGGGUCAUGGAGCCGCUCACCGCCACCCGCCUGCAGGUUCGAAAGAAGAACUCCCUGAAGGACUGUGUGGCAGUGGCCGGCCCCCUCGGGGUCACGCACUUCCUCAUCUUGAGCAAAACAGACAGCAGUGUGUACUUGAAGCUGAUGCGUCUCCCAGGAGGCCCCACUUUGACCUUCCAGAUCAACAAGUACACACUGGUACGGGAUGUUGUCUCUUCCCUGCGCCGACACCGGAUGCAUGAGCAGCAGUUUAACCACCCACCUCUCCUGGUGCUCAACAGCUUUGGCCCGCAGGGCAUGCACAUCAAGCUCAUGGCCACCAUGUUCCAGAACCUGUUUCCAUCCAUCAACGUGCACACGGUGAACCUUAACACCAUUAAGCGCUGCCUCCUCAUCAACUACAACCCGGACUCCCAAGAGCUGGACUUCCGGCACUACAGCAUCAAAGUGGUGCCUGUGGGUGCAAGCCGGGGCAUGAAGAAGCUCCUGCAGGAGAGGUUUCCCAACAUGAGCCGACUGCAGGAUAUCAGUGAGCUGCUGGCCACGGGUGCGGGACUGUCAGAGAGUGAGGUGGAGCCAGAUGGCGAGCACAAUAUCACCGAACUGCCCCAGGCUGUGGCCGGCCGCGGCAACAUGCAGGCCCAGCAGAGUGCCAUCCGACUGACAGAGAUUGGGCCCCGGAUGACCCUGCAGCUCAUUAAGAUCCAGGAGGGGGUUGGGACCGGCAACGUCCUCUUCCACAGUUUUGUGCACAAGACCGAGGAGGAGCUGCAGGCCAUCUUGGCAGCAAAGGAGGAGAAGCUGCGGCUCAAGGCCCAACGGCAGAACCAGCAGGCUGAGAACUUGGAGCGGAAGCGGGAACUGCGCGAGGCCCACAAGAAGAAGAGCCUGGCAGGCAUGAAGCGAGCCCGUGCAGGGGCCGAUGGUGACAGCGAUGCUGAGGACCCUGGGCCACCUCCAGAGGCAGUGGGGGCAAGCCAGGUUGAGGAGGAGGAGGAUGACGCUGAGUACUUUCGCCAAGCUGUGGGCGAGGAGCCUGACGAGGACAUGUUUCCCAGAGUGGCCAAGCGGAGACGGCAGGGAGUGCCUCCAGGCAGGAAGCGGGGAGGAAAGGUGCAGAGGCCUGACUCAGGCCGAGGUACCGAGCUCUCCUGCCCAGAAAGUUUUGUGGAGGCUGCUGAGCAGGAGUACAGGGGCUUUCAGGAGGGCUACCUCUGGGCCAUCCUGAUGGCAGAGUUCCUGGUGGCAGCAGGGGGCAAUGGCCUGGCCCUGUACCGCUUUAUCACCCAAGAGCAGAGGCCCUGGCACCCAGCUGUGGUCUUCUCUGCACAGCUGGCAGUCAGCAACCUGUGCUAUGCACUCACACUGCCGCCUCUGGCCGCCUACUUCUACCCACCCAAAAACUGGAGCUUCGGGGAGGUCGCCUGCCGCCUGGAGCGCUUUGUCUUCACCUGCAACCUGCUGGGUGGUAUCAUCUUCAUCACCUGCAUCAGCCUCAGCAGAUACAUGGUGGUGGUGCACCCUUUCUUUACACGGAAACACCUGCGACCCAAGCAUGCCUGGGCUGUCAGUGCUGCCUGCUGGGCCCUGGCCAUUCUGAUGGCUGCCCCCAUGCUCGGCUUCUCCCACCAGAACAAGCCCCAGCAAGGCCCUGGGAAAUGCAGCACAGCGAGUCCUGAGUCCUGUGUCAAGUGCCUGGGGAAGAUGGAGGACAGCCAGCUAGGAACCUUCAGAACCUACAGCCUGGUGCUGGCAUGCCUGGGUGGCAUCCUGCCUCUGCUGCUCACACUCAUGGCCUACAUUGCCCUAGGGUCAGUGGUGCUGCGCAGCCAGGGCAUGACCACAGCCCAGAAGGUGCAUGUGGUAGUGCUGGUGACCAGUGGUGUGGCUCUGUACGCCUGCUCCUAUGCACCCUACCACAUCACACAAGCGUUCUAUGUGGAUGCCAUGUUGCACUGGAUGGCUCGCUGCCCCAGCUUCAACAAUGAGAAAGAGGCUGCAGAAGCGGUAGACCUGGGGGCCUUCUUUGGCUACCAGACAACACGCAUCCUCGUGCCCCUGGCCACGUGCAUGCACCCCCUGCUCUACAUGGCCGUGGCACCCAGCCUGCGCUGCCACCCAUGCCGCCGAAACCCUGACCAGGACCUGCCUCUAGCAGGUACAACCACUCCCCAAGGCCAGCUGAGCCCAUGACCUGAUCUAGCUGAA
Messenger RNA from Peromyscus californicus insignis, 2466 nucleotides. RefSeq names its product suppressor of SWI4 1 homolog. The record is from RefSeq and is a predicted model, not a curated record. The coding region runs from base 106 to 2451 and encodes 781 amino acids. Gene Ontology annotation, molecular function: neurotransmitter receptor activity; G protein-coupled ATP receptor activity; rRNA binding. Gene Ontology annotation, cellular component: plasma membrane; preribosome, large subunit precursor. Gene Ontology annotation, biological process: ribosomal large subunit assembly; G protein-coupled receptor signaling pathway; neuronal signal transduction. The transcript has 13 exons. Lineage: Eukaryota; Metazoa; Chordata; Mammalia; Rodentia; Cricetidae.